UCCCCGCGCAGGUCCCGACUCCCGCCGCACCUCCUCCGGCUCUGCAGUGGCGGCGGGGAGGCGAGCCGGAGAGCCAGCGGGGCCAGGGCCGGAGCCGAGCCGGGGUCGGGGCAGCAGCGGGGACCCUCGGAGGCGGGGCCAGUGGGACUGCGAUGGGCGUGGAGAUCGAGACCAUCUCCCCGGGAGACGGAAGGACAUUCCCCAAGAAGGGACAGACGUGUGUGGUGCACUACACAGGAAUGCUCCAAAAUGGGAAGAAAUUCGAUUCAUCCAGAGACAGAAACAAACCUUUCAAGUUCAGAAUUGGCAAACAGGAAGUCAUCAAGGGUUUUGAAGAGGGUGCGGCCCAGCUGGGUCCUCUUUCUCCUCUCCCCAUCUGCCCCCAUCCCUGCUAGAUGAGCUUGGGGCAGAGGGCGAAGCUGACCUGCACCCCCGAUGUGGCGUAUGGAGCCACGGGCCACCCUGGUGUCAUCCCUCCCAAUGCCACCCUCAUCUUUGACGUGGAGCUGCUCAACUUAGAGUGAAGGCAGGAAGGAACUCGAGGUGGCUGGAGAUGGCUGCUGCUCACCCUCCUAGCCUGCUCUGCCACUGGGACGGCUCCUCCUGCUUGGGGCUCUUGAUCAGUGCGCUAACCUCACUGCCCCACAGCAUUACCCAUGCUCUGCCCAAGUUGCUCUGUAUGUGUUCAUCAUCGUACACGCGCAUCUUUGCUUGAGGAAACUUCGGUUGCAGAUCAAAACAUUUCAGGUUGUGCAUUUUGCGUGAAGCAUGUCGUAGCCAUUUCUGAUCACAGAAUACAGAUUUCUCGUUCGCACAAUCUACACUGCCUUACUUAAGCCAGACACACAAGGUGCUCAGACAUGAAAUGUACAUGGUAUACACAGAGGGACUUGAGCCAGUUACCUUUGCUGUCACUUUCUCUCUUAGCAAUUCUGUUGGCUGCUGACUUACACAAUGUCCUCCUUGGAAAUGAUAUGUAAAAUAAAGGCUCUGUGCUUGACAAAUUCCUGUACAUCCUUAUUGUAGGAAGUAAGUGCUUUAAGGACUGCAUAACCAGUUGCCCUUGGGAAAGAGUGGGAAGGAGCCUUCCAAGUAGCCAGGAAUGAUAAUAAACAUAAUAGCUAUGAUGUGAGUUUUGUACAUGCUGGGCCUUGUUCUAUAUAUUUUUAAAUAAAAUUGCCACCAACCCUCUAAGCAGCCCUACAAGGUAGGUAUUAACUUGCCACUUGCCUCACAGGCUCAGAAUUCUUCUCCGAAUAACCGAAGGAAUGUAUUGUGUUCAAACCUCAUAGCCUAGCAAUCCAACAUAGGAUUUGAGCACUUGUCUGACCUUGCAAUCUCCCUGUGUUUGGACUUAGAGGGACGAGUUCUCCUCACCCAGCAGGAAAAGAACACUACGCCUGAAUGAAUGAAGGUGUGUUAGGUCUUCGAGCCCUACACUCACUCACGCUGGGAAGUUACUUUUGAAAAGGAAUGUGUGGUUUUGAGCUUGUUUUUGCAUUUACUGCUUAGUUUCAUCUAGUUUUGCUCUUACAUUGGGGUAUUAUUUCUGAGAAUGUAUGAUUCUGAACUUGUUUCCAUAUAUACUGCUUAUUUUCAUCUAUACUUACUGUAACUUAUGGGAAUUCCCAGUUAGGGUUUAUCAUCAGCCCACUUACUGGUGUGGGCUGUGUGUUUGCCAAAAGAGCCUGGGGCAAUGUGGCUAAGAGAUUUUUCUUUUGACAUAGGUGAGAAAAGUUCUUUGCCAUAGUCAGGGCUAUUCUGUCAGUGAGGACUUGGAUUAAGAUUGAGGAGAGGCUGGUAGGUUAGCACUUAGUUUCCUGCAUAGAUUCACUGAUACAUGUCACAUAAUGUCAUACGAAUGAUAAUGGGUCCACGUCAUCUUGGCUGCUUCAUCUACCCCUUUAGUCUCCAGGAAGCCCUGGCUGUAUUCCUCCGCUGAGGAUCAAGGAGUUAAGAGGCAGUGCUUUAAGAUGGAGGAAAAGAAAUGAGAAAGGGGGCGCUUUGCUUUUAAUCACCCAACCCCCGGUCUCACUUCUGUUGUGGAAGCAGACCAGCCAGAGGGUGCUGCACUCAUUGCUUUCUGGGGUCUUUCCUUCAGAAUGUCUUAGUUCCCAGGUUUUUUCAAUGACACGAAUGUCUCUGAUAAUUUCUCAGAACUUUGCCUGUUAUGAGAGACAUACUCCUGUUUUCUGCUGUGACACUAGCAGGAUAAAAUAAAAAAUGGCAUCAAGGACCAUUUCAGGUGUCCACUGUGGAGCUGAAAAAAAAUCUCAGUGUAGAGUAUUCAUAAGUUAAGGGGUCAUGGGAGACACCCACCAAGAGAACCAAAACAAACAAAUGCAAAUAACUACUGGCUAGCACCUGGAAAGGAUAUGCUAGGCUUUGCAGGCCCUGCUUUACUGGAGCUCUUAAAAGAUGAUGCAGAAAAUUAUGAGACAGUAUGCCAACAAGUUUGGACAUUGUCCUGGGAGAGCCCCUGAGAGUUGUUAAGCAGGAGAGUGGUAAUGAGAUCUAUGUCGUAUCAGUCAUUUUCAAAUUUCCAGUCUACUCAUACAAAAUCUUUCUUAGAAACUCAGAAUUUAACCUAGGUGAACGUAAAGCAGCUCUGGCACACAUCGAUACACUUACAUGUGCAUGAGCACGAUCGUCCCUUGUACUCUUAAAAGCAGUUUGAAGGGGCGCCUGGGUGGCUCAGUUGUUGGGCAUCUGCCUUCGGCUCAGGUCAGGAUCCCAGGACCCUGCAAUUGAGCCCUGUGUCAGGCUCC
This is a messenger RNA of Ailuropoda melanoleuca (giant panda), 2768 nucleotides long. It is a transcript of the gene FKBP1B, whose product is annotated as FKBP prolyl isomerase 1B. Gene Ontology annotation, molecular function: peptidyl-prolyl cis-trans isomerase activity. The transcript has 4 exons. Gene Ontology annotation, cellular component: sarcoplasmic reticulum membrane; cytoplasm. NCBI's taxonomy places the organism in Eukaryota, Metazoa, Chordata, Mammalia, Carnivora, Ursidae. The coding region runs from base 153 to 395 and encodes 80 amino acids. The record is from RefSeq and is a predicted model, not a curated record. Gene Ontology annotation, biological process: protein peptidyl-prolyl isomerization; regulation of cardiac muscle contraction by regulation of the release of sequestered calcium ion.